Messenger RNA from Ascochyta rabiei, 855 nucleotides. Its product is annotated as N-acetylglucosaminylphosphatidylinositol deacetylase. Gene Ontology annotation, biological process: GPI anchor biosynthetic process. The transcript has 3 exons. Gene Ontology annotation, molecular function: N-acetylglucosaminylphosphatidylinositol deacetylase activity. Lineage: Eukaryota; Fungi; Ascomycota; Dothideomycetes; Pleosporales; Didymellaceae. The record is from RefSeq and is a predicted model, not a curated record. The coding region runs from base 1 to 855 and encodes 284 amino acids. Gene Ontology annotation, cellular component: endoplasmic reticulum.
AUGAACUGGCUUGUCUGGGGCUCUGUACCCCUCAUCGUCGUGGGCUUCUGGUUCUACACGAGUACCUUGAGCUUGUCCUUCCCCACACUGCGAAACAAACGCAUACUGUUGCUCAUAGCGCAUCCUGACGAUGAAGCCAUGUUCUUUGCGCCUACCCUACUGUCCUUGACGCGUCCAGAACUCGGCAAUCACGUGAAAAUUCUAUGUUUGAGUAGUGGCGAUGCAGAUGGUCUGGGCGAGACGCGUAAGAAAGAGCUGGUAAAAAGUGGAUUGCAACUUGGAAUUGGCAACAAAAAUGACAUUCAUGUCAUCGAAGACAAGAAUUUUCCUGACUCCAUGACAGUGACUUGGCAUCCCCGUCUCAUAUCCAACCUCUUGACGAGUACGUUUGCCCCAAAAAUGGCCUCGAUAUCAACCAAAGAGGCCCCCCAAGCCAACAUCGAUGCAAUCAUUACCUUUGACGCCUGUGGCAUCUCCGGUCACCCGAAUCACAAGUCGCUGCAUGACGGCGCACAUACGUUCCUCAAGGCGCUGAUGCACAAGCACGGUGCUUGGGAGUGUCCCGUCAAACUCUACACUCUGACCACGACCUCCAUUCUUCGCAAAUACGCGAGCUUGUUGGAUGCCCCUGCCACCUUGAUCACUGCGAUCGUCAGAAAGAAAGAGCUUGGAAGCUUCCCAACACCUCUGCUAUUUGCCAGCUCCCCGUUCGCAUACAGAACCGCACAGAAGACUAUGACAACGGCGCACGAGAGUCAGAUGCGCUGGUUCCGGUGGGGCUGGAUCACGCUUUCGCGUUACAUGAUCAUCAAUGACUUGGUAAAAGAGAAGAUCCUAUACACAACAUCGCAAUAA